Molecule: messenger RNA, 1695 nt
Organism: Rotaria sp. Silwood2
Lineage: Eukaryota; Metazoa; Rotifera; Eurotatoria; Philodinida; Philodinidae
Source: the annotation of a GenBank genome assembly
AUGGAUAGAUAUACACAUUUCGAAGAUUUAUCAAAUGAAAUUUUCUUCGAAAUAUUUGAUUGUUUACAUGCACUUGAGAUUUUUACUGGUUUUACUUCAUUAAAUAAACGUAUUUCGUCUAUAUUACAAUCAAUUCCACUUCGUAUUGUUGUUUUAUAUAAUCAUUCUCGUCGUCAAGUUGAUUUUGUUUCUUCUCAUCUUACAUUUCAUGCUCAUCAAGUUAUUUCGAUAAAAAUUUAUGAUAAAAUUCGUGAUUAUACAUCUGUUAUUGAUUUAUUAUUUCAUCGACACAAUUUUACUAAUCUUGAAUCAUGUCUUUUGGUUGCAAAUAGUUUGCCAACGAAACUUGAAAAUGUUAUUAAACUAAUUAAGACUCUGAAUAAACUUGUUUCAUUUAGUAUUCUCGCACCAAAUGAUUAUACUAUAAGUACAAUCGAUAAAUGUGACUUAACUCGAAUUAUGUUAAUGCACAAAUCAUCUGUUCAUUCAAUUGAACUUAAUUAUCGUUAUCAUUACAUGGAUAUAUCAAAUUAUACGCCGAUGCCUUCGAACCUGAUCUCACUUAAAUUAUAUAUUUCUGGUUCACCUUCUACAGUAUCUGUUUAUUCAAUUUUAUCAAUUCUUCGCCUUUGCCAAACAAUUCGAUAUUUAGGCAUCAUAGUGGGACAGGAAGAUCGAAUUGAAAAUGAUAAUAUCAAUGUUUCAAUUUCAACACCAUCUAUUAAUGAAAAUGAUCUUCCUAUAUUACCACACGUUAUAUCUUUCGAUUUAGAGAUUCUCGCUAGAUGUGAUAGCCGUUCAAUUGGUUAUAUUUUACGUUGUAUGCCUAAUCUAAUGUAUUUUUAUUUUCUUCUCGUGACACGAAAAGCUGCGUGGCCAUUUCCUGGUGAAUUACUUGAUGGUCAUGUGUGGCAAGAAAUAUUAAAUUUAGAUAUUGUUGUCAAUUCAUUUGAAUAUUUUGUAAAAAAAUAUUUUAAUUGGAAUAUAAUUAUUGAUCGAUGGAAAUUUUAUUGUCGGCCUCAAGAAGAAUUUGUUAUGUUAUGCACAUUUAAUUAUCGGAAACACAAAGCAAACUUAUAUCUAGAUAUUCCUGUUAUUUAUGAUGGAUCGUUUGCAACACAAUCAACAGCACCACAUAAUCAUCAUCUGCUUUAUUCUAAUAUUAAAAAAUUAAGAGUAUUCAUAACAAAGAAAAUGCCAACUAUUACUUGGUCUUCUUCUCCUUUUCAACAAAUCAAAUAUCUGAUUGUAGAAAUGCCAAUAAUACGGUCAUCGUUGUGGAACAGUUUAUCCAAUAUUGAUGUACUCGAUUAUAUAAUGUGUCUUUUUGCUUUAGUUAACUUUAGUAAAACGAAUGAUAAUAAUGUUGCACAACAAAGUGUUACUUAUCUCUCAUAUUUUGUUCAGUUAUCUCAUGUAUCUCAAAUAGAAUUUGGAUCAACAUUUGAUAUAUCUAGAUGGAAAGAUAUUCAAUUUAUUUUACAAGCAUAUCCAAAUGUGAUUAAUCUGAUAAUUGGUAGUCGAUUAUUGGUUUUAUCAGAAUUAAUUGAUAAUCCAUCUCUUAUUCCAAUUUUCAAACAAAUUAAAAUGGUUAAAUCAAUAACAAAAAAAAUAUAUUUUCCUUCAAAUUUAGCAUCAAAACUUGUUCAACGUUUUCCAUCACUUAUUCAUAUUGAACUUCAAGAUCUAUUUUGA